UACUCAGUCAACCAAGUAAUUUAAGAACACCGAGAGAAUUAAAGUAAUGCAUGGUGGUUUUGCAUUUGCUGGUUAAAAUCUGAUUGUGACUCCUCACCUGUGCCACAAAACCGGCUGCAGAAGGGAAGCAGAAAGAUAGAAAUGCUGAGGUGAGAGAGGAGGAUCUGUUUUCGGUCGCAGUGGCAGCUGUGGAGAAUUGACACAGAGAGAGCGAGAGAGAAGUGGAGUGGAUCAUAUGGAGAAUAAUGAAGAAAUGAAGAGUUUGAUAUACAGCAGUACAGCAUUCUUCAUACACAGUAAUUCCGUGAUUAACAAGCUAAUAAAGCAAUUAUAUUAAGAUUAAGAGCCCCAAUUAUAAGCAAGUACGAUUUUAAAAUACAUUAAAACAAAGAUUAAGAAAAUGAGGUCAUUAAAAGAAGAAUAUAUACAGCAAUAUUUUUAAUUCAGGUAGAGGUCAUGAACUAAGAAAAAUCUAUAUUUUAAUUUAAAGUUUGAGCAAAUGAAGAAGUGAGGGUGUCAGCAGUUCUUGUCUGUUCAAGAAUGAAGAGCGCAGGAACUGGAAGCUGCUGAACCUUGUGUCUCCUGGCCCUGGGAAUAUUUAGUAAAUCUCUUCCAGAGGACCGCAGGGGUGCAGAAACAUGCGCAUGGGCCCAGAUUGUUAUUUAUUUGGACAAAAGUCAACUCCAAAAGAAAAUCCCAAAACUUCUUAAAGUUUUACCACUCCAAGAAGAAAGCUCUACUGUUCAUGCAUUUUUGUUCUUAUGAUAAAGUAAUGAAGUACGGUAAUUAAAUCGCCUGCAUCUUUUUCCGGACUCUCAGGGAAGCUGUGUUUUCCUGACAGCACUUGAACGCAGCGCGAGCGGAAACGCCCGUUGUAUUCCUUCAGUCUACUGCUGAUCUCCACAGCGUCUUUAACUACCGAUGUAACCACAUUUUAAUAUUUAGCAGCUCCUCUAUUGAAUUCAUACACCUCCCGGAGUGUUUGAAAGCUGGAAUAAGUCGGAGGAACAACAACACGGGAACGCUGAAGACUGUUCGUCUUGUUUUUCUACUUUAAACAACAGAGGAUGAAAUUCCUGUUGCUGCUGCUGCUGCUGCUGCUGUUUGUUUGUCACGUUUCUCUCAGAAGCGGCUUCAGAGAGUUGGAAUAUGGGAAGAGAUAUGGGUUUGACAUGACAGAAAUAGCUCACACUUUGGAGUUCACUCCGAAAGACAGCCGGACUCCAUCAGUGCUGUGGAGACGCGGAGCCACUCAGGUCGCAGACGGACAGAGGUGGAGGGUGUCUGGAACCUACUUCGAGAUCCCCAGAGUCACUGAAAGAGACAGCGGCACCUACAGAGUGCUGGUUGACAGAGGGAAUAAUGGAAUCGGGAUCCUCGAAGUAUACCAUCGUACAAUCGAACUGAAUCUGAAGUCGGGCCAGCUCAUGUCCUUCAGUGGUGAUGUGGCGAGAAAUUCCUGCAACAUCUUUUUCAUUCCAAAAACGGAACGGGACAUUCAGCUGGUGCGUGAUGGCAUUCUGCUAUACAACAUCGAAGACAUAGGUUGCAGCGGGUUUUAUUUUGAAAGACCCUGUCGGUUGUCAAAUGACGAGCCUCAGUCGUCAUGCAGUGGACAUUAUGAGGUCAGGGAUGAAAAUGGAGACAUUGCCUUGGAAGUGUACAUGGAGAUGCAGUCACAAUAUCCAAUAUACUUUGCCAUCGGUGGUUUCAUUUUGGUCGUUAUACUUGUGAGCUGCUGUGCAACGCGACUCUGCUGUGGACGGUCCUCAUCGAGGACCAAACCUCCAGCUGUUUCUGAGGCUGUUGUAAGACAUAACGAGUAUGAACAGGAGCCCGUCGGACCGAGACAAAACCAGCUCAGCCAGGCUCCGAGGACGCGGCUCGCCGCUGAGCCUUCUCGUACCACGACUGGACCGCUGAUACACGAUGCUCCGAGAGUGAAUUUGCCACCGGCUUAUUCUUCGAUGUAUCCUCAUGUGCAUCAGCCAAAUGGAGCAGCUGAGCCGCUCUGCUCCGAACCCGAGCCUCGGUUUGAACUGAAAGGAUUGAACUUUAACUUCACAGCCCCCCUCGGUUCAGAUUCAACGCAGUCCGACGUUUAUACCUCAAACAAACUCAACUUCCUUUGAAAGACAUUACUCCCACAUUUUGAAUUGUGUUCAUUGGUGUGAUUCUUUUUUUUCAGUUUUUUGUUGAAUAUGGUUUGUCAAGCCGUAAUGUAAUCUGGCACAUCAACAUGGACAGAAUGGUCUCUUUUGUUAAAAACAGCUUUUUUAACUAUCAAAUGUAUCAACAAAUCUUUCAGUUAAACCAGCUGUGAGGAAAAAUCUCUUCUCCCUUUGCUAUACUUCAAUAAGCCGUCAGUUUGUUUUGUGAUCUUGAUAAAAAAAACUCCAACUCAUUUACACACAUGAGCAGAAAUCAUGAAGAGUUGCUCUAUUUUCAGUGUAUAAAUGAGGAAAUCAUCAGCUUGAGUCCUCAUAAUUCACAUCUACAGUUUCUUUUUUUUUUUUUGACAAUCAGUCUACAGCCAUGAAACAAGUAAAGAUAAUAAUUUACAUCUGCAUUUUGACACUCUUUUUUUUGUUGGACUUUUUAAACCUCCAAAACCACAAGCCGCGAAACGUGCCUGAAAGAUCACAAGUUUGAAGCCAGAGAUCAGAAUUAUGUUACCAUUAAAAGCUUAAAAUUUUUUAUGGGAGUGUAUACAGUCAAAAUCAAAAUAAGUUCAAAGUACUGACAGAGUUUUAACAGUUUAACUGGUCUGGUAGUUUGUUGUUGUACUGACAGGAUGUUGAAUCUAUUUUUCUUUUUUUUUGCUUUUGCAGUUCUGCAAGUGGUGCAUUGUUUAUUGAUGACCAGUUUGUCUGGUUAUAUUUUCAGGAAAGAGAAUUGCAGCUCUUCACAGCCAUAUGUUUAUUUAAAAAGUGACAUAAAUCCUAAUCUUGUUUGCAUUUUUGCUGCAAAAAUAGCUUGUUGCCCUUCCAUGUAGCUGCAUAGAGGUGUGACAUACCUGAUGAUCGAUUAACAUAGCUGAACGUAUUUUCUGAAACUGCACACAUUAGAGAAUUAUCUUUUACAUGCUUGUUUUUGCAUUUGGUUUAGAUACAGUUAUUUCUUUCUUUUGAUUCGAGAUAUUGGCCUAAUUUCAGUGACUCUCUGGGCCACACAGGUGGAGUGGUUACCUUCAAAACUCACAGUGAGAAAUUAUCCCACUUCAUUCUGGGCUUGAGGGGCUUUUUGCAUUUUUUUUAGAUAUUUUUACAUAUUUUUGAGCAGUUUCAUCUCACACUCCAAAAAUAUCCAUAUGAGGUGAUUUGGUGCAUUGUGUGUGAUUGUGGUAUGAUGGACUGGAGGCCUCUCUCAGUUGUACUCUGUUUUUUUUCCCGGGGUUUGGGUUGAGCUCAUGUUCCCCUCUCUCUCUCUCUCUCUCUCUGACUCUCCGGGCCAUAACAUCCCCACACAGAUGAACUGGAUGACGCCUUAUAGAGAAUGGAUGAAAAAUUCCAUCAUUCAAUGUAAAAACAAUUACGGUAUUCACCAAAGCACUGCAAAUACUUGUAUGUAUGGUAAAUAUGUUUUCUUUUUCUUAUGUUUCUUCUGUUCUUCUGGACUGCAAUGCAAAAGGACUUUUUGCUUUUUCUUCUAUUUCCUGCAGAGAGCAGCAUUAAAUACCUCCAUACCUUCAAUGAAAUCAUGUUAACGUUUUCCCAAAAGUGCAUUAUGGAAACUUGUAACUAUUUUGAUACACAAACACAAGUACAAAAUUGAAUUGAGUACACACACUUAAGCAUUUUAGCAUGACAUAACAUCAUGAAUAUAUUACUGUUUGUUGUGUUUUUUUUUAAUGAACAUGUGAGUGCAUGGCCUUUAUUUACUUGUAUUGAAGUUGUUGGGUUUUUUCCCUGCACUAACUGGCGUCUCUUUGAAAGGAUCCGGUGAGACGUUUCCUCAUGGAUCUUGUGCAUGAUUGUCAGUGUUGUUCACACAGGUUUGUACAGCGGAUUAAAACUGGCAUUACCCUA
Messenger RNA from Salarias fasciatus (jewelled blenny), 4028 nucleotides. RefSeq lists its product as uncharacterized. The transcript has 7 exons. The record is from RefSeq and is a predicted model, not a curated record. NCBI's taxonomy places the organism in Eukaryota, Metazoa, Chordata, Actinopteri, Blenniiformes, Blenniidae. The coding region runs from base 1068 to 2132 and encodes 354 amino acids.